CCGGUGUGGUACUGUGUUUACGUUUCGGUGUUUACAGCGUGCAGCGUUUAAAAUGAAUUCCAAACGAGACUCUAAAAAACGAAAACUUCAAGCAUUGUUGGAGGACUUAUUAGAUAGUGCAAGUGAAUCGGAUGCUUCACAACAUCCUGAAUCUAUACAGAAUGAGGAGACCCCAGGGUUAGAUGAAGAAGACGAGGAAAUGAACAUUCCCAUCGCCCAUCUAGGAACAGGUGAAAAACCUGUUAAUCCUUUAAUUGCCCUCCUUGAAGGAAAAGGAUCAAACUUAAACAAUGGACCAGCAGUUCAUGAAGAUAUUCAACAGUUGCUAACGCUGUUUAUAGCUAAAGGUUUAGAUAAUGAUACACGCAAAGAGGCCAUUGAUUCGUUUCCGUUGCUGAAAGGCUGUACGGCAUUAAAUCCGCCCGAACUAAAUGCUGAAAUAAAAAUCUGUUUGAAUUCCGCUGUUCUUAGACAAGACGCAUUUUUGGUAAAAAUUCAAAACCAAUUAGCCGCCAUAAUCAGUGCUUUGGCGGUGCAGUUUAAUGAACUGUAUAAAGAUUCCAAGUCCAACCCCAGUCAGCCAACCGAGGAAAGAGCCACACCCCCUAUGGAAAAGUCUUAUCCUGGAGGCAGGAAUUUUGUCCGGAACUCUUUCCUCCAUAGAGGCUUUCCAGCAGUAGGUCUGGAUACAGUUAUGGAAUCUUUAGCUCCAAGCACUCUUCACCAAUAUAAUUCUUAUUAUCAAAAAUGGUGGUCUUUCUGUAUUAAGUCAGAAAAAACCCUUAUUCGUAUUCCUUGAACUUAUUAAUCUCAUUUUUAACUGAAGAAUAUAAAAAAGGUGCCUCAUAUGCUACACUAAACUCACAAUAUGCGUCCCUCUUAUUAUUAUUUAAUAUAGAUGCCAUAGAUAAAGCUCAUUUAAAGAGAUUUCUCAAAGGUGUUUCCAAGAAAAAUCCGCCAAAACCCAAAUAUCAAACCACAUGGGAUCCUACCUGUGUUUUAGGUUUUUUAUCAUCUUGGUACCCAUUAGAGGAAUUACCAAUUUCUCAAUUAACGCAAAAAA
Messenger RNA from Acanthoscelides obtectus, 1063 nucleotides. The record is from the annotation of a GenBank genome assembly. Lineage: Eukaryota; Metazoa; Arthropoda; Insecta; Coleoptera; Chrysomelidae.